Molecule: messenger RNA, 2057 nt
Organism: Budorcas taxicolor (takin)
Lineage: Eukaryota; Metazoa; Chordata; Mammalia; Artiodactyla; Bovidae
Gene: TAF12
Product: TATA-box binding protein associated factor 12
Exons: 8
Coding region: 313-954 (213 amino acids)
Biological process (GO): RNA polymerase II preinitiation complex assembly; DNA-templated transcription initiation
Cellular component (GO): SLIK (SAGA-like) complex; SAGA complex; transcription factor TFIID complex
Molecular function (GO): protein heterodimerization activity; DNA binding; TBP-class protein binding
Source: RefSeq, a predicted model, not a curated record
GGCCGAGCAGUCGGACAGGCUGCUGAGACGAACGCUUCACUGGGGCAGUCUCCGCAUAUCAUGGGGAGAUAGACGCUGCUGCCUGUGAGUCUUGGGCCCUGGCAGUUGAGGAAGAAGAGCGGGAAGAAGGAGUCAGGACCCAGACCCACAGUGGUGCUUGCUACUGCUGCUGUUGCUGCUAAGACACUUCAGUUGUGUCCGACUCUGUGCGACCCCAUAGAUGGCAGCCCACCAGGCUCCUCUGUCCCCGGGAUUCUCCAGGCAAGAAUACUGGAGUAGGUUGCCAUUUCCUUCUCCAAGUAGCUUUUGAAAAUGGCUGCCUCUCAUUUCACCGGGCUCACAGCCGUUGCUGAUGUAAUUAAAGAUCUAGACACUCAGAUAGCUUUGAUUGGCCUUGGUCCUCAUAGCUCCAAAAAGAAACAAGAUCUUGAUAAGCUCUAUGAGCUGAAGUCCAAAGCAAGACAGAUUAUGAACCAGUUUGGUCCCUCAGCCCUAAUCAACCUGUCCAAUUUCUCAUCAAUAAAACCGGAACCAGCUAGCACCCCUCCACAAGGCUCCAUGGCCAAUAGCACUGCAGUGGUAAAGAUCCCAGGCACUCCUGGGACAGGAGGGCGUCUCAGCCCUGAAAACAAUCAGGUAUUGACCAAGAAGAAGUUACAGGACUUAGUAAGAGAAGUGGAUCCUAAUGAGCAAUUGGAUGAAGAUGUGGAGGAGAUGCUGCUGCAGAUUGCUGAUGAUUUUAUUGAGAGUGUGGUGACAGCUGCCUGCCAGCUUGCUCGGCAUCGCAAGUCCAGCACCCUGGAGGUGAAAGAUGUCCAGUUGCAUCUAGAACGCCAGUGGAACAUGUGGAUCCCAGGGUUUGGCUCUGAAGAAAUCCGACCCUACAAAAAAGCUUGCACCACAGAAGCUCACAAACAGAGAAUGGCGUUGAUCCGGAAAACAACCAAGAAAUAACGCAUGGAAAGCUCAGGGGAUGGACAGCAAUGUAUUCGGAGAUACUUGAGCUGAGACCUCAGCCAUCUCAUCCUUGGAUUUUUUUUUUUAAUGCUUUACAGAGAAGCAUAUAUUUUUUAUUAACAGUGCAGCAAUAUCUAUAAUGACUGAGAGGAUCUGCCAAAAGAAUAAAGCCUCCUACCCCAACUUCCAGUCCUUGUUCCCUGCCAUCUCAAAGAAGAGCAGUGUAUCUUCCAGAGAAGAUUUUAUUUGUGGUUUAUUAUGUAAGUGAUUGAAUAGGGGACAAAGCAUUAUGGUCUUGUUUGGUGAGAGAGUAUUAAUAUUAGCAGGAUUUGUAGAGGUUUCUGUUCCCUUCUCCCUCUCCCUUCUCCCUGUACUUUGUAAUGUCAGUGUUUAUAUGAAUAUGACUUUCAUUUGCUUUUCCAGAAUAAAGAAGUUAUUAAUCGAAACAAACAGGGUACAUGGCUUACAGCCUUUGAAAUGCCAGAGAAGGAUAAGCAAGGCUAAAUGUAGGCCUUUAGUCAGCAGAUGGCAGCACUAUUAUUCAUUUCUAUGAUGGAGGAAAAAACCCAGGGAUUUUUCCAUUAUUUUACUCCAAGGAAGACCUUACCAUCAGCAGGACUUUCAGUCUAGUCUCUGCCAUAACAAUCAAGCAGGGUGACCUUUUCUUAUCAGCCCCAAACUGAAGAGGCAUCCUGAUUUGGGGAAAUUGUUUUUGAUCUGCUUUUCUGGAACUUCUGGAGUUCAUCCUUGAUGCUGAGAAAAGAUAGCAAUAGACUUGGGGGAAGGCCUUUCCGUGCAGGCUUCUGUCUGUUUGUAGUUGUGGAGAUCCUAGUAUUUUCACCAUCAUACAGAGGAAACCAGGUGCUUUGAGACCUCAGGGUCAUGACCUUCAGUGGCACCUAGCAUCAUCCUGUUCUGUGCCUGGCAGAGACCUUUGUGGAUCAUGAAGUUUCCAGGAGCUUCAGGGAGCGUGGCUGCCCACCCAGGGGCCACCAGCAUGGACACAUCCCCCUUGCCCUGCUUUGGGUCUCUGCCUUCUGAGACUUGGUCUGUGGUGGGACCCUGCUUUUCACUCCCUCCCACCUUGAGUUUGGCCCCAU